This is a messenger RNA of Aspergillus alliaceus, 1767 nucleotides long. RefSeq names its product 6-phosphogluconate dehydrogenase. NCBI's taxonomy places the organism in Eukaryota, Fungi, Ascomycota, Eurotiomycetes, Eurotiales, Aspergillaceae. The record is from RefSeq and is a predicted model, not a curated record. The transcript has 6 exons. The annotation marks the transcript as partial. Gene Ontology annotation, biological process: pentose-phosphate shunt, oxidative branch; pentose-phosphate shunt. Gene Ontology annotation, molecular function: NADP binding; phosphogluconate dehydrogenase (decarboxylating) activity. Gene Ontology annotation, cellular component: cytosol.
GGACGACUCUGCUCCUCAUGUCCUGUAACUGCCCCGCCUUUCGUCCUCUUCUGUCCCACCGAAUGACGGAAAGGUUGCUCCGUAAGCCGUCCAGUGCAAGAUUUCGGCUCUGACAUCUUCGAACUGCUUCUCCCUUUUCUUCCGUUUCUUCUUCUUCUCUUCCUCCUUUCCUCUCCUCUUACAUAUAUCUUCAUCCUUCCAUCUACCGUCUUUUGGGGCAGUCAUAUCGAUACUGCUAUACUUCCCUUAUCUUUAAUCCUCCCUCAAAAAUCCUCCCCACUCUCUCAUAAUGGCUGACCAGGCAGUUGCUGACUUCGGUCUGAUCGGUUUGGCCGUCAUGGGCCAGAACCUGAUCCUUAACGCUGCUGAUCACGGUUUCACUGUUUGCGCUUUCAACCGCACAACCUCCAAGGUCGACCGCUUCCUUGACAACGAGGCUAAGGGCAAGUCCAUUGUUGGUGCUCACUCCAUUGAGGAGUUCUGCGCUAAGCUGAAGCGUCCCCGUCGUAUCAUGCUCCUGGUCAUGGCUGGAAAGCCCGUUGAUCAGUUUAUUGAGUCUCUUCUGCCCCACCUCGAGAAGGGUGAUAUCAUCAUCGAUGGUGGUAACUCCCACUUCCCCGACAGCAACCGCCGUACCAAGUACCUUGCCGAGAAGGGCAUCAGCUUCGUUGGUAGCGGUGUCUCCGGUGGCGAGGAGGGUGCUCGUUAUGGUCCCUCUCUCAUGCCCGGCGGUAACGAGGCCGCCUGGCCCCACAUCAAGGACAUCUUCCAGAGUAUUGCCGCCAAGAGCGACGGCGAGGCUUGCUGCGACUGGGUCGGUGAUGAGGGUGCCGGUCACUUCGUCAAGAUGGUCCACAACGGUAUUGAAUAUGGUGACAUGCAACUCAUCUGCGAGGCCUAUGAUAUCCUCAAGCGCGGCGUGGGCAUGCCCGUUAGCGAGAUCGCUGAAGUCUUCGAGAAGUGGAACAAGGGUGUCUUGGACUCCUUCUUGAUCGAAAUCACUCGCGAUGUCCUCAAGUACAACGACAACGAUGGCACACCUCUCGUUGAGAAGAUCCUUGAUAAGGCUGGCCAGAAGGGUACCGGCAAGUGGACUGCCAUUAACGCUCUCGACCUUGGCAUGCCCGUCACCUUGAUCGGUGAGGCUGUCUUCUCUCGUUGCCUGAGUGCUCUCAAGGACGAGCGUACCCGCGCCAGCACCCUUCUCAGCGGCCCCACUCCUGAAUUCACCGGUGACAAGCAGGCUUUUGUCGAUGAUCUGGAGCAGGCCCUGUAUGCCUCGAAGAUCAUCUCCUAUGCCCAGGGCUUCAUGCUCAUCCAGGAGGUAAGCCCUAGGAGUACGGCUGGAAGCUCAACAAGCCUUCCAUUGCCCUCAUGUGGCGUGGUGGCUGUAUCAUCCGCUCCGUCUUCCUCAAGGAUAUCACCAACGCCUACCGCAGCAACCCCGACCUUGAGAACCUUCUCUUCGACGACUUCUUCAAGUCCGCCAUCACCAAGGCUCAGAGCGGCUGGAGAAACGUUGUCAGCAAGGGUGCUCUCUGGGGUAUCCCUACCCCCGCUUUCAGCACUGCCCUCAGCUUCUACGACGGAUACCGCACCCAGAACCUUCCCGCCAACCUGCUGCAGGCUCAGCGUGACUACUUCGGUGCUCACACCUUCCGCAUCAAGCCUGAGUACGCCAACGAGAACUACCCCGAGGGCAAGGACAUCCACGUUAACUGGACCGGACGCGGUGGUGACGUGUCCGCCUCGACCUACGUGGCUUAA